Mirounga angustirostris (Northern elephant seal) is the source of this 6376-nucleotide messenger RNA. RefSeq names its product DNA polymerase gamma 2, accessory subunit (gene POLG2). Gene Ontology annotation, biological process: mitochondrial DNA replication. The coding region runs from base 2372 to 3883 and encodes 503 amino acids. Gene Ontology annotation, cellular component: mitochondrion; cytoplasm. Lineage: Eukaryota; Metazoa; Chordata; Mammalia; Carnivora; Phocidae. The transcript has 9 exons. The record is from RefSeq and is a predicted model, not a curated record.
UCUAUUUAUAGUGCAAGAAUUAAAAUGAGAUUAAAUUUACAGUUGUAGGCUAAAUUGCAUUAAGGCUCUCUGUACCUCAUCAGGUGAGUCAUUUAAUAGCCUAAUGGUUAAAAUGGUGAAGUGAGAUUAAAAUAGGAAAUAAUCAACUGUAUAGCUCCACCCUCAAACUGCUUAGUGUGAGAGCAACAUGGAUGACUUUAUUCCUCCAAAUAACUUGCUUUUCCAGAAUAACUCUUGGCUCUAUUGUAAAUUACCAAAAUGGUGGUGAACAAAGCUUAAAAGACUUUACACCUUUUAAGAUCUUUGGCCAAGAGCUAAGUUUGAAUUUAAUAUAGAUUGUAGUAUUCAGGCUCUUGGGGCACUUAACUGGUUACACUGGGAAUCAUGAAUGUCUUUAUGAUAAUUCAGGGAACUCUAGAGGACUUCAAACUGGACGGUCUAUUCAUAUUCAGAGAAGAUCCUAUUGAAGUUAACGAUUAACCAAGAGGAAGCAACAUAACCAAAAGCACAGUGACUAUUGUACAAGUCAUCUUGUUAGGUCAACAUGUUUUUUUAUUGCUAGGAAGGUCAGGGGAGGAGGGGGUUUGUUUUAGAUUUAACUUUGGCUCACCAACCUUUCUAAUACUUCAUUUCAGUAAUGACUAGAAAUAGGUCUGGAUGUCUUCCCAGAGUCUGGUAUAUAUGUUCUUUUUUGUCAGGAGAGGAGGAGAGGUCUUCAUGAGACUUCACUUAAAUUCUGGUUAUUAAACUGAGGCUUUAAUUGGUGUCAAUGCCUUAUCUCUAAAAUGUAAAACUUAACUAGAAUUUGCUUGGGGUAGGGAAUGGGGAAGUGGUAUUUUUAGGACUAAUACAUUGAAAACUGAUUCAGCCUCUCGUGACUUGAACAGUUUUCAAUAGCAUGGUUAGUCAAAUUCAUUAUGACUUUUAACUUAUAAGAAGCUUUUGGGGUAGGUUGGAGUAUUUAUUACAUAUUUUACUGUUUAAUGUCUAACGGCCUUUUAAUUUGUAAACAUUUAUUGAAAUGAUUGUGGGGCUGUGGAAAACAUUUACCUAUUUACCUUUGAAGUAAGUUUUAAGACAGUCCACUUUUUAGCAUGUGUGUUGUGUCCAGCCUGUGGUUGUCUGAACUAAUAAAUGUGAUUUUUCUCCCCAUUCUCGCUUUUAUUUAUUUGUGUAUAGGCCUCUUCCUUGGUGUGUGUUUCCUGAUCGGAAAACACGAUAAUAGAGCCCAGCUUUUAGUGGAAUUUAAGUAGAUUUUUUUUAAACAAAAUUGUUCUACAGCAAAACGAUCUUAAAAGUUUUUUUUACACAAACUCCUGCACACGUGCUUGUAUAAAAUGUUUUUGAGCCUGUCCUGCAACAUGUUAUACAUAAUGAUGAAUUAACAGUUAAAAUUUAACUGCUAAGCUGUCCCCCUCCUUUCAUAAACUGCCCCUUGGUAGUUUAAUAAAAUCUAGUAGUUCUUUCAUCUGCAUUAAUCUUUCAAGGUUACCCUAACCACUUAAAGGCAAGUUAGAAGUAGGAAUCAUGGGUUUUGGGAAGCAACCAUUUUCCUCUGGGCUGUGCCACUUUCCACUAUUUGGGCAGUUUUGAGGGCUGAGUGUGUAAAUGAACAAUUGUGAGGUCACAAGUGCCUUCUAGGUUAAAACAGGUUAUCACAUUUUAUUGCAUGUUUUGAUGAGUCUGUAGAAGGGUUCUCUGAUAGAACUUGCCUUUAUAUUAGAUUAUCAGUGUGCCUCCACGUUCACCUGGGCGGCUCUCUUCAAAAAUGUUCUCGGGAGCGUGCAAGCACUGCUGGCUGAGAACUCCACCAUGUAAAGCUCCUCCCGGUUCGCCGUCCCAGCCCCAUCCCCACUCCUGUAGGUAGGCAGCAUGGCGGCAGCGUUUACAAUGAAUAACAGCUAAGGCCCGGGUCUCUAAACCACCAUCAAGGGCUAAGAUUUUGAAAGUGGGAGCUGGUUUAUUUUCGCCAACGCUUAAAUUUGAAAAGGUGUAUUUAAAUGGUGAUUUGGGGAACGCCUAAGUAUUUUGAUGGGAUUUGCAAAAAACUGAGAAGCAAAGCUGACUCUUAGCACCGCAUGAUAGUGAAAAAGUAGACGGGAACGACAUUUGUGGGUGCUAAAGACCUAACAAUUAGGCAGGGCUUAAUGGAGGCGAAAAACGGCAGGAGGCCCGCAUCGGCCUUAGCAACAGGGCCAGGUCCGCGGCGGCAGCAGCCCGUACACGGUGACGCGCUUCCGUGGGUGUGGCCGGCCGCGCGCCUGAUCACUUCCGUUGCGCCUGCGCAGUUGGCUCCCGGGCUCCUGUUUGUGGCGGUUUCCCGGGAUCGACCAGUUAAUGGGAGACUGGGCUGUUUUAACUGCCGGCGGCGAUGCGUUCUGGUGCAGCGGUCAGGGCCUGCCAGAAAGUCUGCAGGUGCCUGUUGGCUGGGUUUGGAGGUCGAGUGGAUGGGGGGCAGCCUGAGCCGUUACUGGAAGGGAGUUUUUCCUUCGGAGUGCCCGUGAGGUCGCACGCGGAGCUGCCCCGGGGGAGCGAGCCGACCGAAGCCCCCGAGUCCGGUGAGGGGAGCGAGGAGCUGGUAGAGAUCUGUCAGAGAAGGCAUUUCUUCAGUGGCAGCAAGCGGCAGCUUAGCCGACAUUCUCUUCUGAGCGGGUGCCACCCCGGCCUUGGCCCCUUGGGCAUAGAGUUGCGCAAGAACCUGGCAGCAGAAUGGUGGUCCUCAGUGGUGGUGUUCAGGGAGCAGGUCUUCCCGGUAGAUGCCCUCCAUCAUAAGUCUGGCCCUACGCUGCCUGGGGACAGUGCCUUCAGGUUAGUUUCCGCAGAAACUCUACGCGAAAUCUUGCAAGACAAAGAGCUGAGUAAGGAAGAGCUACUAGCAUUUCUUGAAAACUUACUAAAAACUUCUGGGAAACUACGGGAGAACCUUCUUCACGGUGCUUUGGAGCACUAUGUUAAUUCCCUGGAUCUGGUAAACAAGAGACUACCUUAUGGCCUUGCUCAGAUUGGAGUGUGUUUUCAUCCUGAUACUAAGCAGACAUCUGAUGGUGUUAAAAGAAUCGGUGAGAAGACUGAGGCUUUACUGGUUUGGUUUACUUCAGCAAGAACUGCAGGCCAGUGGCUUGAUUUCUGGUUACGUCAUCGACUCCUGUGGUGGAGAAAGUUUGCUGUGAGUCCAUCUAACUUCAGCAGCAGUGAUUGUCAGGAUGAAGAGGGACGAAAAGGAAACCACCUUUAUUACAAUUUCCCAUGGGGAAAGGAGCUAAUAGAGACCCUGUGGAAUCUAGGAGACCGUGAACUUUUACACAUGUGUCCUGGAAAUGAGUCUCAAUUACACGGCCGAGAUGGACGAAAAAAUGUGGUUCCAUAUGUUUUAUCUGUUAAUGGAAAUCUGGACCGAGGUGUGCUGGCUUACCUCUAUGAUUCUUUCCAGCUCACAGAGAACUCUUUUACAAGGAAGAAGAAUCUUCAUAGAAAGGUACUUAAACUUCACCCUUGUUUAGCCCCUGUUAAGGUUGCUUUGGAUGUGGGAAGAGGCCCAACGGUGGAAUUAAGACAGGUCUGUCAAGGGUUAUUUAAUGAAUUACUAGAAAAUGGAAUUUCUGUGUGGCCUGGUUAUAUGGAAACUGUGCAGUCCUCAUUUGAACAACUUUAUUCAAAAUAUGAUGAAAUGAGUAUCCUGUUCACAGUUUUGGUUACUGAAGCUACUUUGGAGAAUGGGUUAAUACAUCUGAGAAGUAGAGACACCACAAUGAAGGAAAUGAUGCAUAUAUCCAAAGUACAUUUAAAAGAAAUCUUUGAACUUUCAUGUGCUGCUUCUGUUUGUGUUAAUUAUACUAUCGUUACUCACCUGACAAAAAUUCCAAACAGAAAAAGAAUAGUAUAAGUAACCCCAAGUGCUAUCACCCUGCCCAGUAACCAUCAACCUGUGAACAUCUUGCCUCAUCCACCCAACAACCAUCCUUCCAUAUCAGUUUGAAGCAGAUUGCAGCUCUCACUUCAUUUGUAAGUAUUUUAUUUUAUUUAUUUAUUUAUUUUUAAGAUUUUAUUUAUUUAUUUGAGAGAGAGAGACACAGCGAGAGAGGGAACACAAGCAGGGGGAGUGGGAGAGGGAGAAGCCGGCUCCCCGCAGAGCAGGGAGCCCGAUGUGGGACUCGAUCCCAGGACCCUGGGAUCAUGACCUGAGCCGAAGGCAGUCGCUCAACCGACUGAGCCACCCAGGCGCCCCAUUUGUAAGUAUUUUAGUUAAGAGUCUUUUGUUAACCAUUAUCACACCUAAAAAAAUGAACACUAGAUGGUAUUAAGGAAUUAUUGACAAUUUUCUUGGAUGUGUGAUAAUGGUAUUAUGACUUUUUAAAAAAAUGUCCUUAUCUGAAAGAGACACAUACUUAAAUAUUUUUGAGUGAAGUUACAUGAUACUUGAGACUUGCCUUAAGAUUCUCCAGUUUAAAAAAGGUGGUGGAAUAUAGAUAAAAAAUAAUAGUAUCUCUCAGUUGUUGAAGCUGGGUGAUGAGAACAUGAGGGUUCAUUGUAUUACCUUUUUAUUUUUGUGCAUGUUUGAGAAUUUUCAUAAUAAAAAGUUUUUAAAAACCAUUUCUUUAAUAUCAGAUAUCUACUCAGUUUUCAGUUGUCUCAUAAUUUCAUAAAAUUGAAGUUGAUUGUUAGGUCUUUUAGUCUCUGCUUUUUUAAGAAAUUGGGCUGCUUAUUAUGGGGUUUGUUACUCUGGAUUUUGCUUAUUGCAUCCCCAUGAUGGUUUAAUCUGUUCCUGUCUAUAAUUUCCUGAGGAUUUGGAAGUUAAAUCCAAAGGCUUAAUCAGUUUCAAGUUUAAUUUUGGGGGACAAGAUUUUUCCUAGGUUGUUGUGUUCUAUCAGGAGGCAGUACUGUCUGGUAGCUUCUCUUUUUGGGGAUGCUAGCAAUCAUUGAUCAAAACAGUGAUAUCCUAAUUCUCUUUCUUCCUCAUUCAUUAGCUAGAAUACUUCUGUAAAGAAAAGCAUCUCAUCUAUUACUUGCUUAGAGGUGUGAGUGAGGUAGGAUAAAUGCAGAUUUGUUUCCUUUAAAGUUGUUCUCUUUGAUGUUCAAAUUGUCCUAUCUUUGGCCAGUGGGAGCCUCUUCAAGUUGGCCUGGAGUCCUUUUGACACAACUUCAGUAGUCUUUUUUUUUUUUUUUAAAGAUUGUAUUUAUUUGAUAGAGAGAGACACAGCGAGAGGGAACAACAAGCAGGGGGAGUGGGAGAGGGAGAAGCAGGCUUCCUGCCGAGCAGGGAGCCCGAUGCGGGGCUCGAUCCCAGGACCCUGGGAUCAUGACCUGAGCCAAAGGCAGACGCUUAAUGACUGAGCCACCCAGGUGCCCCUUCAGUAGUCUUUAAUAGCUUGUAUAUUUCAGAGUUUCUGUAAGAAGUCCUGGUUCCUUUUAAUGGAAAAUGGUAUUUGGAGGCUGUAUCUGAGUACUGGGGAUGCUCAUUGUUAGAAGGUGGUCUUUGUUUCUAGGCCUUUUCAGAUGUGUAAAUGUGUGUGUGUGUAUUUCCCCCUGAAUUAAAAAAGUCAUGAAUUCACACCAGUACUUUAUAUUCAAAUUCAGCACUGCAGUGUGUGUGUUUGGGGGUGGGGGGUUGUUAAUCAGCUUUGUUGGGAUAAAAUUUAUAUUCAAUAAACUUACUUAUUUUAAAUGUACAAAUUAUGAGUUUUGACAAAUGUGUAACCACCACCACCACAAUGACAAUAUAGAACAUUUCCAUCACCCCAAAAAUGUCCCCUCAUGCCUUUUAGGACUGCAGGGCUUUUACUUAAUCUCUUUUAUCAUACAUCUGUAUCUCUUCCAUUCCAAAAUCCCAGUUCUCAAGAAUACUGAGGGGGCUGGGGCGCCUACGUGGCUCAAUCCAUUAAGCUUCUGCCUUCGGCUCAGGUCAUGAUCUCAGGGUCCGGGGACCGAGUCUUGCAUCAGGCUCCCUGCUCAGUGGGGAGCCUGCAUCUUCCUCUCCCCGUCCCCUGCUCAUGCUCUCUCUCGCUAUCUCUCUCUCUCUAGUAAAUAAAAUCUUAAAAAAAAAAAAAAAAUACUGAGGGUGAUAAUAUAAUUAGAAAACCAUGGCCUACAACUGGUCAUUUGCUUGAUUUCACCUUAAUUGUGGCAAUCUCAGAAUUACCAUACCAAUAUGACCACCAUAUGUCAACUUAAAAGUUUAAAUUUCAGGGGCGCCUGGGUGGCUCAGUCAGUUAAGCAGCCCACUCUUGAUUUCAGCUCAGGUCAUGAUCUCAGGGUCUUGAGAUUUAUAUAUUUAUAAAUAUAUAAAAUCUUUUCUAAAAAAAGUUUAAAUUUCAUUUUUAUAAUUUAAUGAUAAGAGUGUUCUUUUUUUUUUUUUUUUUUUUUUUAAGAUUUUAUUUAU